This is a messenger RNA of Ustilaginoidea virens, 1602 nucleotides long. RefSeq lists its product as uncharacterized. Bases 1 to 1602 code for a protein of 533 amino acids. The record is from RefSeq and is a predicted model, not a curated record. NCBI's taxonomy places the organism in Eukaryota, Fungi, Ascomycota, Sordariomycetes, Hypocreales, Clavicipitaceae. The transcript has 3 exons.
AUGCGCUUCCAGAUUCACUGGCAGCCCCUUUUCGAGGCCAUCCCGUACCAGGCGUCGAGCUACAACCUCCCCUACCGAUCGAGCUGUCAUUUAUCUCACGACGCCAAAAUCAAGAACAGCAAUAUAAUCCGUCGUCACACAGAUAUCAAGCCAGCGAUCGAGCUAUUAGCAAAACUAGGGAUGCAAGAGGAUGCCAUUUCGGAAACUGUUAGAGCACAUCUCAGGCUCGAGAAGGAGGCAAAAUGCUUCGUUCCCCUGAUCCAAGACUGGAUCUGGGGCAAGUUCAAUAUCUGCGUUCCCGUACGGGUAGAGUCAAGCAAGUUCAAAGGCACGGUCAUGAUGCGAUUCCCCAAGCCCUACGCCCUUGCCGAGUCUUAUUACCCCGGAUCUAUUGAGGAAAAGCUACGAGCCGAGGUCGGUGCCUAUUCGUGGUUCCAGCAAAAGUGCCCAGAUAUUCGAAUUCCUCAUCUUUAUGGAUUCGGCAUUGCCAACCGCCAUUUUACCCAUCAAGCCCAGCUACCAUGGUACGCCCGAAUUCGAUUCAGACUAUUCCAAUGGCUCCGGUCGCUAUUCCGACUACCAGCAGCCUCCAACUACGCAUCCAUAUCUAUACCUGCGCAACUUUCAUCUCAGUACAUGCUAAUCGAGUACAUUCCACCGGAAACCGGGAGGAUGUUGUCGUCUACCUGGAAGUCGCAGAAAAACGAUCCAUCACGCCGCAAGAACCUAUUUCAGGGCCUUGCACGUAUCAUGAUAUCAAUGUCUCGGAUUCCACAGCCUAGGAUUGGCUCGUUCCAAUUCAACGAUGAUUGCACUGUAUCCUUGACAGGCCGACCCGCCUCUGCAGCGGCUACACUUCUCGAAAACGGCGGUGCCGAGCGCUCAAUCGGCUCAAAACAAACGUAUACUUGUACUGAGCCGUACGUUUCUGAUGUCAUUUCGCUCCACGACGAUCAUUUCUAUGUUGAUGUCAACGCGACCGACUCUGAAGAUGAUUGUCGUGGCCUUAUGUCGACUCGAGUGCUUCUUCGAGCCUUGUCCCAUCGCUAUAUCAAGAAGGAAUGCAGAUAUGGACCAUUUAUGCUUCAGCUUACUGAUCUCCAUCAAAGUAACAUUUUUGUGACGGAAAACUGGGAAGUUGCGUGUCUUAUCGACCUAGAAUGGAUAUGUGCCCUUCCUCCCGAGUCGCAACAGGUACCGUACUGGCUCGCCUGCCAGGACAUAAGCGACAUCGUUGAUACUAAGGAAAGUCAGAAAUUGACUGAAUUUAAUGCUCUGCGGCAAGAAUUCAUGCAAGCUUUGUCGGAGGAAGAGUCCAAGGUCAACCUCCCCUGGCCCUUGACCAAGAUUAUGGAAGAAACGUGGCAGUCUGGUGCCACGUGGUUUUGGCAUUCUCUAGCCUCUGUCAAUGCUGCUUACUAUCUAUUCCAGGAUCACAUCUGCCCCCGAUUCUCAACAGAUCUGACUCCUCCAAUCACAAGUGUACUCGCAAACUUCUGGAGAGAAGGGGGAGGUGAGGAAGUUGUUGCCAAGAAAGUCGCGGACUUUGAAAGAUAUCAACAUGAUCUUGACUGCCUUUUUGCUAAGAUGACCCAGGCUUAG